UAAUGUGUUUCAGCUGUCAAAUUUGCUAGUGCUAGCCUCUUGUGUAAAAACAUUUUAAUGUGGAUACAAAAAGAUUUUAAAACCUAACAUUUUCUCAUUAUUGUUUUUGUGUUAAUUUCUGUUUAAUAAGUACAUUUAUGUAGAUUUACGUGCCUCGUAUUUUCUAGUGCUUAUUGUAUCACUUUUUUGUUACGAUAACGUAGGCAUAAUGGACCUAGAAGACAAUGCAUUGGGCUUGACUCAGGAGCAGACCGACAAAAUGCUACAGUUCCAAGACUUAACAGGUAUUGAGGACAUGUCAAUAUGCAGAGAUGUUCUACAAAGACAUCAAUGGGAUUUGGAGGUUGCAAUACAGGAACAGCUCAAUAUGAGGGAAGGCAGACCUUCAGUGUUUGCGACAGAGGCGAGAGCUCCCCCCGUUGUUCAUGACCACAUAGCACAACAAGUGUUCACAGACGAUGCGCCUGAGAGUCCAGGCGGAGUUCGAGGGCUCCUGCGAUAUGUAGUCAACCUAGUAGUAUCAGUGUGUUAUAGUACAAUAUCUUCUGUAUUAAACUUGCUUCUAAGUUUUGUCAGGAAUGAUGAAAGAAGAUUGGUAACAGAUCCAUUGGGAGAUGUCAUGUCUUUCAUCAACAGCUACAGUCCCAGGUUCUCUCCCCACCCAGUGUUCUACCAGGGAACCUAUGCCCAAGCUCUCAAUGAUGCCAAGAAUGAGCUUAAAUUCCUUAUUGUGUACUUGCACUCUGAAUCAGCCACUGAGACACAAAACUUCUGCAGAACCACAUUAGCUGAUCCAGAUGUGAUCCAAUUUAUUAACACACAUGCCCUCUUCUGGGGGUGUUCCAUUGACUCAUCUGAAGGGUGGCGAGUGGCACAGUCUGUGGGGGGGCGCAGAUACCCCCUGCUGUGUGUGGUGUGUGUGAGGGAUCAUCGCAUGACUGUGGUGGCACGGAAUGAGGGCACUGCAGCACCGCAGCAGUUACUGCAGAGGCUGCAGAGAAUUGUAGAGGAGAAUGAACCACACCUUACUGCAGCUAGAGCCGACAGGGUGGAACGUGAAGUAACAGCCAGGCUGCGCGCGGCACAAGACGAAGCGUACGAGGAGUCGCUGAAAGCCGACCAAGAGAAGGAGCGGCGACGCGCCGCCGACCGUGAGGCGCGCGACCAGUUGCAGCGAGACCAUGAGCACAAACAGAUGCUCGAGGAGCAACACCGGCAGGAGAUAAUAGCUUCGCGCGCGUCGAUAGCUGCCAGCCUGCCCAGCGAGCCUCUGGCCGGCAAGGACGCCGUGGCGCUGCUGAUACGCCUGCCCGGCGGCGAGCGGCUCACCCGGCGCUUCCUGCUCGCGCACACCACGCAGAAUCUAUACGACUUCGUGUUCAGCCACCCACAGUCGCCGGAAGAGUUUGAAAUCACGACCAAUUUCCCAAAGCGCACCAUAGUGCGGGGGACGACCAACUUACAGGACGCCGGGCUUAAAGACCGCGACGUGCUGUUCGUGAACGAUACAAACGCAUAAUAACUUUUAUAAAAUAAUGAUUAAAAUAGUUUAAAAUGUCGCUGGUUUAUAAUUCGCCGUAAAGUAAACAUACCAAAAUGGCAGGGUCACAGGUAUUUUUUUCGAGUUGGAACUCUUACGAAACUUUGAGUUGAAUACGUCAUAAGUAAUUUUUUGAGUUAGUACAAAACUUCGAGUUAGAUACCAAUCUAUAAAAAAUUAACGAAUUCAUGAUAGAUAAUGCUGAAAAACUGCUAUUUUAAGCAAAUUUCAGGUGCAUAUUAAAAUUUUAAUUAUAUAAUGAUUUAUUUAUUUUGCUAUCAUCCGCGAAAAGUCGACGAACCCAUGCGACACCGUCACCUAGGUUCGACAAAAUACUCUCUACGUACGUUUCACCCCGAAACCGGAGCAUCCUCAGGAGAUGUUGACUCUAUUGUAGGGCCUGAUACUCAAAGCAGAUAGUCUAAGCAUGAGAACACCACUAUGUCAUAUUUGGCACAACCGUGAAAAAGUAUUCAGCUGCAUGUACCAAGGUGUCAAAAUAUUGGACAUACAGCGCUGAUUUUCUUGAACCUUGUACCAGACCGAACAGACCAGGGAGUAUUCUGUAACAAUAUUUUUAUCACUUCGACAGUGUGAUCUUCGAACUCGCAUCUAUCGCUCUCUGUCUAUAGUACCACGUUAGACAGAGAGAGAUAGAGGUGAAUUCGAAACUCGCACUUCCGAGAUAUACAAAACACCAUUACAGAAUAGGCCUCUUGGUAAUGGUGUAAAAAUUUUGUAUAUUGGUUAUUAUGUGUGUAUGUGUACAGCACUUUCGGCGAAUUAUUAAUCAAGCAGACAGCAUUCGCAAUAGUUAUAUCGGCGAGAUGUGAUGUGUGUAUGUUUAUGGGAAGAAAUCGCCAGUUUUAUUUUACUGGGACAGUAUGAGAAAAUUAAAGAGUAUAGAGAGAUACGGAAAUUGUCUAUGGGUACAUUAGCUGUGUUGUGAAUUUGUUUUAAGUACUAAUAUUAUUUUCGACGAUCUCUGGCGCAGUUAAGAAUGCUUUAGUUUUUUAUCAUCGAUUCCCAUAGUUUUCCAAAGGUCUGCGGAAGACUCGGUGGGGGUUCACACAAAUUUAUCUGGUUUUAUACUAAAUGAGGAGUUUUCUAAAUAAAAUAAUUUGUGAAUUGAUCGCUUCCUUGUGCUGUGAGUAGAUAUAAAAAAUUUAAAUUACAUUUUCCCUGGACAAUUUUACUUUUUGUCAUCCACUCACAGUACAAUUAAUUAAUUAAGUAAUCAAUUCUCACUAUUUUUUGUGUACAACUGUUAUUUUGUGGUGGCUGUUGAUUCAGCUGCAAAGGAAAUUUCCAUAGGUGAAACUAAUCGCAUUUUUUCCGAGUUUUGGUUAGAAAUUUAGCCAGUUAAAUUAGAAAGUGGUUUAUGAGAAAAAAAAGUUUGGAACCUCUGUUUUAUAUAACUGAUUUCUUUUUAAUCGGCUCAGGUAUGGUUUGGUACGCUAUAGCCACUCUACCGGCAAAAUUAUAAUCAUAGGCGUAUAUAGGGGUGGGCCGUGAAGGUCGUAGGCGUCAAACUUCGAGACCAUUCUAAUGUUGCAACGUGAACUGAACGCCGAAGCGUUUAACCCAGAGGCACAAUUAUCCGCCCACUGUAAUAUACUCCUCAUAUUAAAGAGGGCGGAUACUUAUGCCUCUGAGUGUAUUUUCUUAUACCUACUGGACAACAAUACGCCUCGCGUGCGGACUCAAAGUUUAGUGAGACCUUACUGCCAAGUCUCUAUACUGUUUCAGUUAUAUAAAAUACAUUUUAUUUAUAAAUAAAAUAGGAAUUCUUUUACAUGAUCUUCCAAAUAUAACUGUUUAUAUGUUAACUUGAGAGCUUAAAAACACAUCCAUUAUAAUAAAUGACGCUGUUUAAUAAUAUAUGAAAUAAAAAGCAAGGUAUUUUACUUUUCAAAAUCACUAUCUUUGAUCAUAUCAUUCAAGUAAGGUCCCAUUAAUGAGCCUAAAUCAGAAGAAAAUGCUUAAUGUAUUUUUGCUAUCGAGUCAACGAAUAAAGUAUAGAGCACCUAAUCUAAAAUUGAAGGACCAUCUCUAACUAUGAUAUUUACUCGUGAAAUGUGUUAGACGAAAUACUCAUGUAUGCGUGCUGUAUGGACUUAAUAUUGGCCUUCGAAAGCCACACAUGCCAUAAACCUUCAUAAAAUAUGAAGGUUUAUAAGGAAGUUUAUCAGCUUUUACCCUUAUUCGUGGUGAGACAAACUUUAAUGAAGUAUAUGGUAAUGGUAAGCUCUAGUUCUAAUAUGUCAACUAAUCAUGCAGUUAGUCCCGACAGGAAAAAUGAACGGGACAUCUCUGUUAUGCAUUUUUGUAUUACCUAUAUAUUCCGAAAUAUCUUCGUCCCGUUUUUCGGGGCACUAGGUUUCUAAGAUGCUUACAUAUUGUCCCACUUCUGAGUAGAACGAAAGUCGAUUCUGUAAAUUGAUAUGAAGAGCGUAUAAUGCCACUUACUUAUCUGGCCCGGUGGCCAAGACUGGCACUAACGCACUAACUAACGUCACGGCGGUCGCCAUUUUGAAAAAACAUUAACUAAAAUAGCGACAAAAGCGACACCCUCACCGGACCAAAUAUGUUUGGGGCACUAUAUUCGUGGCUCUUGAAUAAUGCCUUGGCCGCAUUCAUCGCGAUUAUGUGAAUACUUCGCCUUCGCGAAUGCCUACUGUCUCGAACUAUAUAACUAGUGCGGUCUAGGCAUAAAAUACUGUUUCUCCUGGAAAUGUUAUGAAGAUUUUAGAAAGAUCUCGGGAUAUUUGGAAACUUCUCAGCGAGCGAUAGCAAAAUGCCCAGUGAGUCGUACUUGUUUUUGUACAUAUACGUACAAUAUAUGUCUCAACCAUUCAUAGUUGGUACUUACUAAAAGGGAUUAUGUUUUUUUUAUUAUUUUCGUUAUUUCGGUUGAUUUUGGUCAUCAGAUUAUAUAAUAUUUAAAUUGAUGAUUUUGUUGCGUUAUUUUGUUUAGAUUUAUUUGUUUAAAUAUGUAUACGAAUUGAUUCAUAAUAAUUGUUAAAUUACAAGCAAUAAAUGAAAAGGUGUACCUACCACUAAAAAUGUUACUUGAAUAAAAAAUGCUGGCUGGUUUGUAAACUGUCAGGAAUAAUAAAUAUUAAUUACACUGCUAAUUCUUAUGCAAUAAGGUUAUGUUUUUUUUACGAACGAGGAAAUAGUUUUUUUUUAAUGUUGUAGUAAUAUUCUAUCACAGUGUACCUAUCAAUACAUAAUACAGUAGGAAACUAUCUUAUGCCGGAACCACAGCUUUUCAAAACUUCCAUAAACCAUCAUAAAUUAAAAUGUAUGAGUAGAGUCAAUUUACGGAUAGAACCUACGGAUCUCUAGAAUUGCAGCAAGUUCUAUAUUAGAAAGGGUAUCCAAAACUGCUCUAGUAAGGUCUUACCAAAGGAGAUGGUCCAAAAUUGUAUGGAGCCCAGGAUCAGUCAUUGUACCCUGACGGAAAUAAAAGAAAAUAUUUUUUUUAAACUAUUUUUGAUUAUACAAAUCUACGAAUUUACUUUAAUUCUUUCGAAAUAAUAUUAAUUCUCUCCCAAGAAAAGCAACACUACUAAGGGUAAUAAUGACGGAUUGAUGAUGUUUUCAAUGCAGUAGUCGAUUUGACGUUUGCUGUAAAUUGUCAUGUCAUAGUUGCGCCAUCUUGAUAUAACUCAAAAACUUGGGUUUUAAUUUUAUUUACUUCUUUUUAUUUAGUUAGAUUUAUUAACUUAUUUAGAUUUUAAUGAAAUCCUUGUAUUUUUUAAAUUUUAAUGAUACUGGGUACAAGAGUGGACCUGAAAUAGACCAUCUCAUUUGGCUAGGCAAGGAUAUUAACACGAGCGGAGAAGGGGAGUGUUAAUCGAUUGUCAAGGAAUUCCUUAACCCUACGCACAUUGGCCACAAAUCCAGGACUCUGCUCGGAGGUUUUCUCUCCGCCACGCUAUGGAUCCGGCAACCGCACGGUGAAUCCAUGGAAUGCUAUAAUAUUCGUCUAUCUUAGUUUGCGUAGUUUUGCAAGUAUUUUGAAAUAAACAAAAUGACUUUAUUUAUGUAUGAAAGAUGAGUAGUGGUCAUGUGAAGAUAAAUGUUUAACAUUCUUUGCUGAUUUUCCGUUCUGUUUCAUUUAUUUUUGAGAUGUUAAAAAUGAGCGAAAUAUUAUUGCUAUCCUCUUCAGAAAGGCUAACGCAUUGGCAAGCGUGUAGAUGGCAAUUGAUCCCCUUAAGCCAAAAGUUUGUUGAGGUUUAAAGUUUGCGGCAAAUAUUAAACGUGUGGUUUCGGCAUUAAGAUUCUGCAUAACGCCAGAAACACAUUUGUAUCGCUACCCAACGCCACGCUACGAGUCGCCUGUGAACAGAUAAUAUUUCUUAUUCUUUACGUGUGCGUGAACAUGUUUUUUUAGUUUUAAAAUAGCGAUCUAGGAUGUAGGCUCGACCUACUGCACGUCUUUUUCAGAGAGGCAGACAGAGGGUGCCCUUAAUAAGCUGUUCCAGUUCAAAAAACCUGUUGAACUGACAGGUUGCAGUGAUUAUAUCUUUAUUCAUAACUAACGGAUGACUUCGUCCGCCAUUACACUCCCUUUACGGCCCUGUCGCGAAAUUAGUUCUUAGCUGAUGUUUAGGUAAAUAUAAACUACUUUCCUGCCAAAUUUCACACAGUCUCAUAGCCGAUACAUGACUAAAGCCUCCUCCUUACAGGGGGAUUUAAAGCUUAGGCCCACAACUCUUGUUUGAACUAUUAGAUGUGAUUGAUAUCAUAUUCUCCGAGCUGCUGCUUUAAAGGCAUUGUCUUAAGUCUUAUCAGCUAACCACAGAACCCAUGAGACUGCUAUGAACAGAGCUUCUCUUCUACGUUGAAUAGGUUAGGGUUCAGUGCCGCUGUUUCUCCUGUAAUAUUACUUCUUCUAACUUUUUUCAAUACUGCAGUGCAGUAGGUAAAUACAUAGUCAUUUACCUACGGCAUGAAACGUUUACUGAACAUGCGUUUAGUAGCGAGGCGUUGGUCGUACCCCAACAAUUAGGUUUUAAUUUUUGUACGCAUUAAAAUUUUUUUUGCAUUUUAUUUUGCUUUUGCUUGGAACUGUUAGUUAGUUAAGCUUUUUUUUUUGUGAUAUGUGAUUGUGUAAGUUCAGUGGUACCAAAGGUGCUUAUGGAUGUGGACUGCAUUUACUUGACGGAAUGUGUAAUAUAUGAUGUUUUGUUGUAAUAUAAUGUUCCAAACGG
Molecule: messenger RNA, 6762 nt
Organism: Bicyclus anynana (squinting bush brown)
Lineage: Eukaryota; Metazoa; Arthropoda; Insecta; Lepidoptera; Nymphalidae
Gene: Faf2
Product: FAS-associated factor 2
Exons: 7
Coding region: 209-1519 (436 amino acids)
Cellular component (GO): endoplasmic reticulum
Molecular function (GO): ubiquitin binding
Source: RefSeq, a predicted model, not a curated record